Phycodurus eques (leafy seadragon) is the source of this 8593-nucleotide messenger RNA. RefSeq names its product vitamin D3 receptor B-like. The coding region runs from base 194 to 1471 and encodes 425 amino acids. The transcript is spliced from 11 exons. Gene Ontology annotation, biological process: positive regulation of transcription by RNA polymerase II; negative regulation of transcription by RNA polymerase II; cell differentiation. Gene Ontology annotation, molecular function: nuclear receptor activity; vitamin D response element binding; zinc ion binding. The record is from RefSeq and is a predicted model, not a curated record. NCBI's taxonomy places the organism in Eukaryota, Metazoa, Chordata, Actinopteri, Syngnathiformes, Syngnathidae. Gene Ontology annotation, cellular component: nucleus.
GAGGCUCGGAGGAGGAGGCUGUGCAUAACAAAAAGUAAUGGCCAUCUAUUUGGUUAGUGAAGAGCCGAGGAUAUAUGCCGUCGUACUACAGAUUAACAUCUUGGGAUAAACGGAGGAAAGCUUUCAAGUCUCAGCCAGUGUUCAAGGGCAUGCUAAAUCCCCAGGGAAAUAGCCCAAAAAACGACCUGAAGUAAUGGAGCCCACUGUCGUGAGUACAUCCACCCUGGCCCCUGAUGAGUUCGACAGGAAUGUGCCUCGAAUCUGCGGCGUGUGUGGUGACAAAGCCACCGGCUUUCACUUCAACGCCAUGACCUGCGAGGGCUGCAAGGGUUUUUUCAGGCGCAGUAUGAAGCGGAAGGCCUCCUUCACGUGUCCCUUUAACGGCAGUUGCACCAUCACCAAGGACAACAGGCGCCACUGCCAGGCAUGCCGGCUCAAACGCUGUGUGGACAUUGGCAUGAUGAAAGAGUUCAUCCUGACAGAUGAGGAAGUGCAGAGGAAGAAGGACCUCAUUCAACGGCGAAAGGACGAGGAGGCCCAACGCGAAGCGGAGAGGGAGGCACGGCGACCUCGGCUCACCGACGAACAGAGUCAAGUCAUCACCACACUGGUGGAGGCGCACCACAAAACAUUCGACGACUCCUACUCGGACUUCUGCCGCUUCAGGCCUCCGGUGCGCGAGGGGCCAGUUACACGGAGUGCCAGCAGAGCUGCUUCCCUCCACUCUCUGUCGGACGCCUCCUCCGAUUCCUUCAGUCACUCUCCGGAAUCAGUCGACACCAAAAUUAACUUAAACAACUUGAUGAUGAUGUACAAGGAGCAGGGCAGCAGCCCUGACUCCAGUGAAGAGGAAGCGUCCAGCUUCUCCAUGCUGCCCCAUUUGGCCGACCUGGUCUCCUACAGUAUUCAGAAGGUCAUCGGGUUUGCCAAGAUGAUCCCAGGCUUUAGAGAGCUGACUGCGGAGGAUCAGAUCGCCUUGCUGAAGUCAAGUGCCAUUGAGGUGAUCAUGCUACGCUCAAAUCAGAGCUUCAACCUAGAAGACAUGUCCUGGAGCUGCGGUGCGCCUGACUUUAAAUACCAGAUCAGUGAUGUCACCAAAGCUGGCCACACUCUGGAGCUGCUGGAGCCGCUGGUUAAGUUCCAGGUGGGCCUCAAGAAGCUCAGCCUGCACGAGGAGGAACAUGUACUGCUGAUGGCCAUCUGCUUGCUUUCUCCAGACCGCCCAGGUGUGCAGGACCACGCACGGAUCGAAGCCCUUCAAGACCGCCUGUCAGAAACCCUGCAGGCCUACAUCCAACUCAACCACCACGGAGGAAGCCUUCUGUAUGCCAAGAUGAUCCAGAAGCUAGCUGACCUGCGCAGCCUCAACGAGGAGCACUCCAAACAGUACCGCUCGCUCUCCUUCCAGCCCAAGCACAGCAUGCAGCUCACCCCGCUGGUGCUGGAGGUGUUUGGCAGCGAGGUCUCCUAAGGGCAGAUGACGCCCACGUGGGUAUAAAGGAGGAAGGGAGUUGUUGAGGAUCAGGUCCUGGACGUCAAGUGUGUGUGUGUCUCUUUAAAGAGUCUACAUGGAGAGCAAGCAGGCGUUUAAGUGACAGUAAACAAGGGAACUACAUUCAGUAUAACUUAAGCUAAGCAUACUUCUGCCUCUUUACAAUGUUUUUGUUUAUUUAAAUCAACGCUGCUUCAUAUGCCUGGACAUAACGUGUACGCAAACUGUACACACCAACAAACACACUCAGUUAUUCAUUUAGCCAUUCCGUUGAGCUACCUCUUUUUUUUACUGGGGUUGUUUUAUAUUUCUAUCACCUCUGUGGAUGCUUUAGAUACAGUACGGUCAACGUUUUAUUUGAUAAAAUCAGUGCCUCUGCAUUACUUCAUAAGUUAUUUUAAUGGUCAUCUGCUUCUCUCCAAGGCAGUAUAUGGUUAUUUAUACCAACAUUUCAUCUCUCACCAAAGGUGUUGGUCCUCUGCCGUCUCAGAAAACCGUCUUGCUGCUCUUUGGCAUGCAGUCGCGUGACAUGCUAAAGUUUUUUUUUUUUUUUCUGACUAGCCUCACAGCCCAUGAAGGAAAACGGUCAGUAUUUAGGCUUAGAUUGCAGGGUGUAGUUUGUAAUUUAGCAGAUUGGAUUUUGGUUUGCCUGGUUUUUGGAGGUGAGAAUCAGCCACUAAAUGUGUUAGCUAUUAUUUCUUCUUACUGCAAACUGUCAAUCAAACCGAGCCAAGAUUAUGGCUUGUUGCUUUUUAGUUUGUUUUCCCUCAAGCUUCUAAUGAUUUAGUUUAUUCCAUGUAAAUAGCUAAUUGCUACCAUGUGUAUCCUAAGCACUGUUGUAUCACCAUUUACUCAAGUCUAUAUACUAUAUAUCACAGAUUUUAAAGGGCUAAAUGCCAAAUCUAACUGGAAUAGUGAAUUAAGGCUCAAGUAAGAGACCUGACUUGUUAAUAUAUAGCUGCAUACCAUACUUGGAAUUGGCAUAGGAAUGGAUGUAAUUGUUCCAGAUGUUUUUUUAUUUUUGACGUAACUUCAUCUUUCUAAAACAAUUCCAGUUGUUCCUCAAGAUCAGUGGGCCUGGAGCUUUGCAACCCACUUCACACCUCCGCACAUAUCUCACCCUUUCGUUUCAGACUGGGAAGGGAUUUUUCUAGAAUGUUUGGGAGCUCCCUCUGGGGGGGGGGGUGUCUGUUGUCUUUGGUGGGCACCUCCUCCCUCAGGCCCUCCAGAUGGCUUCUGCAUGCUGUGCAGCCCCCUAGUGGCUGUAUUGUCUAAAGACUAGAUCUAUAUGACAGUAAUAUGUCAACUUUUAAAGGUGACCAGAGAUGCUAUUUCCAGAGUUUAGCCUGUACUUAUUGGACACAAGUGGAAGUACAUGUCCCGCUAUUAAUUAUUCAUAACAUAAUUUUGAUCAAAGUUUUGAAGUUGGACCUAUAAAAAAAUUUAUUCAUAUUAAUAACAUUAAGAAAGCUGGUUAAAUAUAGCAAGGCCCCAGUGACACAAGGAAACAUGACUAAUUUUAAGGGUUAAACGAGAAUAGGGUUGUAAUAUUAAGAUGUUAAUGUAAUGCGAGUAGGAAAAAAUUAGAAUUUGUUUUAUAUUACAAAUGAAUUAAAAGAAAAACUUCAUUGUAAUAUUGAAGUUGCACAUUUGAGAGAGAAAAAGGAAAGGUGGAAUAUUACAAGAAUUAAGCCCUAAUGUUUUAAGGAAAUGCCUCAUUAACCAGAAUAAAAUCGUAAUAUUAGGAUUCCCACUGCCCGCAGAUUAAAGUUAUAAUUUUACAAGAAAAAAAAUCUUUAUUUAACUUGUUUUUUGUUCCAUGUAAAGAAAAAUUACUUUGUACCAGUGUAAGGCAAAUGUGGUGAAGAGUAAAGAUAUAAAUAUAAAUGCAGGAGAAUUCUAAAGGAUAUUUAAACUGAUGUUUUAAAAAAAAUAUGCAAUAUAGAAUAUUGCCUCUGUGAUUUUUGUUUUGAUCAACUGAUUAACUCUCACUUGUCAUUAGUUUUGGAAUGACCGAGUUUGAUUAGUUUGAUGAAACUAGGAUCAUUUGGCAUUCAACACUGCCAAGGAGUUAUUCAUAGUAGUAUUUGGUCAGUUGAUGUACAGCCCCCUUCAAAAGUAUUGGAACGGCAGGGUCAAUUUAUUUGUUUUUGUUGUAUACUGAAGACAUUACGGUUUCCGAUCAAAAGAUGUAUAUGAGACAAAAGUUCAGAAUUCCAGCUUUUACAACCCUAAUUCCAAUGGACUUCAUCGGGGUAAAAGUGGAAGGUCUUAGACUGACCAAGUCAAUCACCGCACCUUAACCCAAUAGAGCAUGCAUUUUACCUCCUGAUGAGGAGACUGAAGGGAGAAACCCCCAGAAACAAACAAGAACUGAAAGAGGCUGCAGUAAAGGCCUGGAAAAGCAUUUCAAAUGAAGAAUGCGACAGUCUAGUGAAAUCAACGGUUCACAGGCUUGAUGUAGUUAUUGCAAGCAAGGGUUAUGCCACCAAAUAUUAAAUGUUAUUCACUUUAAGUUAAUUUAAUAAUGUCUGUUCCAAUACUUUUGCUCACUUGAAAAGUGGGUGACUUCAAACAAAAGGUGCUCUGUCCUGUGUUCGAGAUGUAAGUACCAUGAAAUAAAAGCAGGAAUUCUGAACUUUCGUCUCAUAUCCAUCUUUUGAUCUGAGACCCAAAUGUCUUCAGUAUACAACAAAAACAAAGGACUUGACCUUGCCGUUCCAAUACUUUUGGAUAGGGCUGUAUCUGACCAAUUUCCAGUUGUUAAACCGUAAGCCUGCUGUCGUCAACGGAAUGUUCUCUCGAGAAGUCCAGCGCAAAAGCUGUGAUCAUGUCAUGAACCCCUUAAAGAUUGAGUACUUAAGAGGCCGGCCUUUUAUUUGAUUGCUCUGAAUGAUGACUUCUGAUUUGUUGGUCGAUAUGCUUUUGUCUACCCGUUUGGUAACAGUUGCUGAUGUUUCUUUCCUAAUGUGAACGUGCACUUCCUGUCAAGAAACUAUAAAAAUUAGUUAUGUAUAAUUGUAAGAAGGUGUACAUUAGAUGAUCGGAUGUAUUUAAAGAUUUCAGCAUGUAGCAUGUAUGUCUCAAAUAUUGGUGGACUGACGUCUGUCAAAUGAGCGCAUUAAGUCCCUUUCCUGUCAAGUGUUGAUUAUUUUCAUGGCAGCCCACUCGGCCGCAGCGUCGCGUUCAAGCUAUCUUACCAGAGCCGAUUUGUUCUCAAACAGUUUUGACAUCUGCAAAAGUAGUUUCUGUGGUUGGCUAUGCAGGCUUCCUGUGCCAGAUCUUAUUAUGCUUCCAAUGACAUCAUCUCAAGGCGACUCUUGGAUCCAUCGUGCUGCUCCUUGUUCUUCAUGUGAGAGCAUCGUCGCUUUAAGCUGUGCAGCCUAAAUUUACUCACCAGCAGGACCAUUCUCUGUCACUGUGGCUUCAGUCUAACAUCUACUAUUGGUAACUUGUGCCAAUCCAGCCAGAUGGGGAACAUAAUACUAAAUGUUUCCCUGUUGAUGUAAUGAUGGUUUGGUUUUUCCUUCUAGAAUUUCAUUGAGAAUUAUCCAGUACAGUAUGCAAACAUACAAGGUAUGUUCUUGUCCACAAACGUGAGGACUGAGCGUCUUUAGGCAGUACCACUCGUGUGUGUGUAUCGUGUGUCAGGACAGGUAACGGGUGUAUUGCUGUGCUUUUUUACUGAGCACCUUUUGAAGGUUUUCUACAUAUGUACUUCUCUAUGUAGCUCUUGUUCUGGUGUUGUUCUGUUUUAAUUUGAGAUAGAAAUGCAGUGUUGAUUUUUACCAAGGGAUAUUAGGGUGACACUGAAAAGAAAAGAAAAGAAAGUACUAUGAGAAUAAAGUCACAUUUUUAUGCGAGGAAAGGUUUUGUUUUGAGGGGAAAAAAAUAUUUUAUGAGAACAAAGUCUUACAUGAAGAACUUAUUACAAGCAAAAUGUGACUGCGAAAAUAGUUUUAAUUUUAGUUCUUGUGUGUUUUCAGCAAUUGUUCAUGCUAUUACCGAUUGCAGGUGUCCAGAGAAAGGCAAUAGCUCCUGGUUUCAGACUGUGGCUUGUAGGUUUUUGUGGGAGUUUUAAUAUUCACUUUAUUCUCACAAGAUUACGAUUUCUCUUGAAAAAUACUAUUUUUUUCUCAUUAUAUUAUAGUUAUUUUUCUUUUCGUGUUACGACUUUAAUCACGUUACUUUGGGACUUUUUUCUUGCAAUGUUACUAUUGAUUUUCUUUUCAGUGUGGCCGUAAUAUUUCUUUGUAGAUUUGUGUAUGUUUAAUUCAAGUAGGGAAUUUUGGGGAAUGUGUAAGUGCCACAGCGAGACUUCCUGCCACACAAGAACAGGGUCAGAGUUCUUCGGUAAGGAUUUCUGAACUGAACGGGAAAAUUCUAGAGGAUGAAAGUUAUGUAGAAGUUGGCGUUCCUUACUACGACACAUUGUACAUAUCAUAGAUCUGCUCAUAUCAACACAAGGUUUUCCUGUUUGUUUGUUUUUACCAUAGAAAGCUGCUCCAAACCUUUUUAACAUUGUGGUUGUUGUUGGAAAACUGGACCUUGUAAAUCCUACUGCAAUGGAGAUCCACCACAGAUGACAUGCGUCCGUCUUAGUUGAGAUUAGCGCUUUACUCAACACUGGCGACGUCACACAAUACCUGAAAUAUACACAUCAUGGUACACUAUCACCAGCAAGCUUUACAGUUCAAUUUUUGCUCUUUUGAAAGUUUGUUUGUAUGACUCUGUUGCCAUUACAAAUCCUGUCCAUAAAGCCGUAUUAUUGCCGUCUCCUCGCCCAAAUGUUCUCUUUUGAGUUUUCCUCCCCGCCUUUACGACAGGGAUUGUAAUGGAUUCAACUUAAUGUAGUUCUUAAGACGAAGUGUCCACAAUGGAUGUACACCAUAGUCAACCUAAUUAAAAAAAAAAAAUUACAAAAAUUACAAAAAAAAAAAAAAAAAACUACCUCUUUUAGCUCAAUUUUUUUGCUUUAGCAUUUGCUUUGGUUUUUACUUUUGUAAUGUUUGUAUUCAUGUUGGUAUUUAUUGUUCUCUAAUGAGUCAUACUUCAAUGAUUACCUCAGUGAUAUCUCAGAUUUUGGGAGAGUCCAGCUAAUGAAGUUGUAGUUUUGUUUGUUUCUCAUUGUACAGUUGUCUUCUCAUACUAAGCAUUGCCUUUGUUUUUCUCAACGCACAAAAUACCAGGAGUGUUUUUAUUAAAUCUUGUGCCUGCACCAGUGGGGCUCACACUAGCUAGAAAGAGGCUCCACUCUUCUCUGCAACAUUGACCUUGGCAUGUAUAGUAUAUGUAGAGUGGAUAAAAAAAAGUCUACACACUCCUUUUAAAAUAGCAGCUUUUAUGAAAUAAAUAAAAAAAAAAAAAAUGUUGUUUUAAAAAGAAAUGUUACCACAUUUAACCUGAACACUUAAGUAGGCCUGUAUUUUUGUUUUGUUUUUUGUUGUUGCCCUGCGAUUGGAUUGCUACCAGUCCCGCGUGUACCUCGUCUCUUGCCCAAAGUCAGUUGGGAUAGGCUCCAGCUCAUGAUCCUAAUAAGGACGGGUGCUAUAGAGAAUGAACGGAUUCAUUUUUCUCAUCAAAAGAAAACCGUGUGAAGAAUAUGGGAAUUGUUGUCUCAUCUAGGACAUAGCCAUGAUUUGCCAGAAAUCUCUGCAACACUUUCAAUCUUUUCUUCUCCCUCUGGUCUUUUCAUCAAUUUAGUACAGAUGUCCAGUUCUCCUAAAAAUCACUGUUGUGCCAUAUUUUCUCAACUUGACAAAUGACUGUCUUCACUGUGUUGCAAUGACUAUCUAUUGCCAUGGAAAUUCUUGUCAGGAAAAUCUUAUAAGAACAGCUUUUAAAAUGCUGGCAGCGGUGGGUGUGCACUGAGUCCUAUUCAACACAAGUUUGAAUGAGAAUUGUCAGUUGUGUCACAAGACUGAAAACGAAUGCAACCGUGUGAUGUUGAAAGGAUUUGCAAGCAUUUCUGGCAAGUACUGGUGGUGUCCUUCAUGUAACAAUCAAUGUACUGAUUAGUUUUUUCCCAAUUACAUAGUACAGGGUUCACGUUGAAAGCUGGGGGGGGGGGGGAAUAAAAAUCACAUCACAAAAAAAAUUGUAUUUUGGCAGGGUGUGUAGACUUUUUAAAGCCAAUGUAGUUUGUAAGGGCAAACUCAGGAGUGGCCCUUUUGUGGAGGUGAUGUAGCUUGUCAGAGAAGUAUCCGGAGGGAUUCUAACGGCUGAUGGAGCAGUCAGAAGGUGUCUUAGCUCCUCUUGGUACUAUAUGCAUUGUUUAAGCUCGAUAGUUUCCCUCCCUCCUCUUUCUUAUCAAAUCUUCUAUUAAGUCGACUCUCUCACCUGCUUCAUUCCCGGCCCCUGUUAGGUUCGACAAGGGGAAUUAGGAGAAGCGACAUCUUCAGUACACAGUACAUGCAAUGCUGUUUUUUGUUUGUUUGUUUUUUGUUUUUUUUGUUUUUUUAAAACCUUUAAGCAUUACCAAGUUAGCAACACUACAUAAUGCGGGCCUGGUCCAAAGUGUCGUCCCCCUCAUCCCCCACUGUCCCCCCCCAAAUAGAAACUUAAGUGGUACUCAUUGGAGAGAGAUCACUUUUUGUACUCAUGUCAAACUGCUUCAAGUGAACACUGAAUGAAAUGAUAAGAGUUUCUAUAAACAGAGGAACAUUGUUGCCAUGGCGACUACCCUGACCUGUGUGGCAUAUGACCUUUUUACUGCAGGGACCCCAUGUUCCCCAGCUUCAUGUGUGACUGGGAGAGAUUCUGACUUAAUGACAUUGUACUUAAGAAUUUGUCACAGAAUUCUAAUCUUGCAUUGUGAAGCCAAAUUAUGCCACAUUCAAUUAAAAUGCCUAAACCAACAAAAGCACUUAAUGUAAUCUUAUAUAAUGCACGUGUACUGAUUGAAUCUAUUUGCCACAAGCGGCCUAAGGUAUAGGUCACGUUUGGCCCUAGUUAGAAAAGUUUAAAUCACCUGCAUUUUGUUGUAAUUGCAAUUGUAUCAUGUCUCUUUUUUCCCCUCAAAGAUAUCUUUUCUAUUAUAAAUUGGUGUUUAUGUAAUAUUAUUUUGUCUGAUGUUUUGCAAAUCAAAAAUAAACACUUGUA